GCAUGCGCGGUGCCGGUGGCGGGCGGCUCUUCACGGGCUGGCGGGAGCCGCGGCCCGGCCAUGUCCGAGGCGUAUUUCCCCGUGGGCCCCGGGCUGGGCAUGGAGGAGAAUUUCCUCUCGCUGGACGAUAUCCUGAUGUCACAGGAGAAGCUGCCGGGGCGCGCCGAGAGCGCGCUGCCGCGCCUGGCCCUGUUGAUGGGGCAGGGCGCCAGCAGCGCCGAGUCCAUCCCGGAGGGGUCAAAGCUGGAAAUCCCCCUGUGGCUGGCUAAAGGGCUGCAUGACAGCAAAAGGAGAAUCAUCUCUGUGGAGCUGCCAAAGAUUUACAAGGAAGCCUGGAGGACGGUGUUCAGUGCUGAUGCCAAUGUAGUUGAUCUGCAUAAAAUGGGGCCCUACUACUAUGGAUUUGGCUCACAGCUCCUGAAUUUUGAGAAUCCAGAGAAUCCUGAGAUAGCUCAGACUAUCCUGCAGACGUUCGUUGCCCGUUUCCGCCGCAUCAUGGACUCCUCUCAGAACGCCUACAAUGAGGACACAUCUGCUCUGGUGGCACGGCUGGAUGAGCUGGAACGGGCUCUCUUUCAAGUGGGCCAGAAAGGCCUGAAUGACUUCCAGUGCUGGGAAAAGGGACAGGCUUCUCAAAUCACAGCUUCCAGUCUGGUGCAGAACUACGGGAAAAGAAAGCUCACAGAAGUGGAUGGUUGAAAGCCUGAAGAACAUGAAGUUGCAGUGGGGAAUGCAGAUUUACAGCCUGUUGUAGAAGAGAAAAAUCAAUCAAUUUAGGGAAGGACGGGCUCCCUGUCCAUUAAUGGGCAUUCUUCUCUGUAGCAGCUUUGGGUAAAACUAAUGAAAAUUUUAAAGGCAGAGGGCAAGGGUACAAAAACCAGAUGACACCACUGCUUACUCAUAGCACUCCUGAAGAGUUGCAGCUUAAGUGUUUGCUAGGUGGCUGAAAGGCUAUGAAAGGACUUUCUGAAAGGGUAAUAAAUACUAAUUAUUGCUCCAAAUUGAUAUUUACAAUACUAGAUCUGGACAGAAAUGUAAUUUAUGUAUUUCAUCUUGUCCUUCCCAUCCCAGCCUGCUCGAAAAAGUUAUUGAUUCUUUGAACAGCUGUUUCCAGGUUCCCUGGUCUUUAGAGAGCCCCAGUGAUGUGGAAAAAAUGUGAUACACAUUAAUUUUUUUUCAUUUCUUAUACACUGAGGUGGAACAGGUGCUCUUAGUGAGGCAGGAAUGUUUUUCUUUGCUGACUCCUGUACACAGUACCAGUGCCCUGGAGAGAAAUACCUCCUCAAACCCACACAGCAAGUGGCUGCACAGGUCUCGUGCCGCCUUGUCCUCUCUCCCUUUAUGGCCCUUGUGACCUUGGUUCUAUGCAGUAAAGAGUGUUCUUGUUUGAUGCCUGUGGCUUUUGUGCUGGAUUUGUCUCUGUGAUGGGUGUUCUACAGAGGAGGAAGCAGAAGGCAGCAAAGAGUAAAGUCUGGACCAGAUCAAAAGCAGAAACUUCAAUGGAAACUCUGCCCCAUUAUCAACCUUUGAGAUACUUGUUCCUCCGUGAGAAAUUCGUCAGUUUCUAAAUUUGGUUAGUAGAAGGGACAGAGCAAAUGAACUGAGUUUCCUUCCUUCUGAUCCAUCCAAAUGAAUCUAGGAAUAUGAUCCUGGUAAAUGUCAUCCUUGCCAGUAGGAGUAACUGGAUUUGGGACUUGCUAAACAGCACAGGGAUUAUCAUCCCGUGUGGAUGCCCUUAAACCUAGGUCAUCUCAAGUCCCAUGGGAUGGAGACAGAAGAUGGGGUUAUCUCUGUAGGGCUUAGUUCCUGCAGUCAUCAGGAUGGUUGUCCUUUGGGAGCAGUAUUAGACACCUUCCUUAUAGGUGCUUCUGUGCCUCUGUGGAAAAAGAACCUAAGCAGAGGAGCUGGAUCCUGAUGCUGCUGAGCACUUUCACUUCUGUGGGAAGUUUAUUUCACCUCCUUGGGAGGUGACAGCAAGAUCCAAGUCUCAAAGGAGCUCUUACUGGACUUGCAGAUGCACCUGGAUGUUGGAUGCUUCAAACAAGACCUCGAGCACAAAGGGCUGUUCCUUGGCCAGAGAUGUUGAAGCUCAGCCUGUGGAGGUGGUCAGAGGGGACAGUGUUGUGCCUUCACAACUGUCUCAGUGUCUCCCCUCAGCUGCACAGGGCCAGCUGCCCUGCCACAGGAGACUGGCUGGAAGCUUGCCUGACAAAGUAUUUGAAGUAUGUGCAGGAUGAAAUGCUGCUGCACUUAAUGACUUAAUGGCACAUAAUGGCUUAUGCAUUUGGCAGUUGUCCAUUUCUGGGUUUUUAUCUUGAAUAAAUGUUUUGUAAGGGAAUG
Serinus canaria (Common canary) is the source of this 2340-nucleotide messenger RNA. RefSeq names its product GINS complex subunit 3 (gene GINS3). The transcript is spliced from 3 exons. Lineage: Eukaryota; Metazoa; Chordata; Aves; Passeriformes; Fringillidae. Bases 61 to 699 code for a protein of 212 amino acids. The record is from RefSeq and is a predicted model, not a curated record. Gene Ontology annotation, cellular component: GINS complex. Gene Ontology annotation, biological process: mitotic DNA replication initiation.